This is a messenger RNA of Bufo gargarizans (Asiatic toad), 4381 nucleotides long. It is a transcript of the gene IL4R, whose product is annotated as interleukin 4 receptor. The record is from RefSeq and is a predicted model, not a curated record. Gene Ontology annotation, biological process: immunoglobulin mediated immune response; cytokine-mediated signaling pathway; production of molecular mediator involved in inflammatory response. Lineage: Eukaryota; Metazoa; Chordata; Amphibia; Anura; Bufonidae. Gene Ontology annotation, cellular component: external side of plasma membrane; membrane. The transcript has 11 exons. Gene Ontology annotation, molecular function: protein binding; cytokine receptor activity. The coding region runs from base 324 to 2090 and encodes 588 amino acids.
UCUGUCCCUGCCCACCAUGCGUGUGUCAGAUCUGGGAAACUAUGCAGUUUCAAAGUAUAGGAGGAGAAAAACAGCAGGCCGAGUAACCUUUCCUUAUAGAUGAAGAGGAAAUACACGCAAUGUGACGAUAAGAAUAGCAGAAGAGACAUUUCUGGGCUGUGUAGAUGUGAGAAAGGAAAAAUAAGUUCACUUCUUCUUCGAGCAGGUGACGCAUGGAAAACAGAAGACCACUAAAAUGUAGCAAAUGACAGUGAUGAAAAUCUGAUAAGAAGAUUUCCUGCCCUAACAAAGGGUCUUUAUAAACUUUCAUUGAUGUGAAGACAAUGGCAGCCUCACAGGUGAUAUCGGAGAUUAUACAGAUCAGCUUGAUCUGGAUUACAUUGACUGCACCAAGUCGCGCUCAAGACAUCCCAGAGAUUACCAAUUUGGACUGUCUGAAUGAUUUUGAUAAGAAAAUGGUUUGUUUUUGGGAAGUGAUGAAUGGAGACACCAACUGCAGUUCCGAUUUCCAAUUAAAAUACACAGAUUUCAUGGAAACAACUGAGUAUUGCCGGGAUCUAAAUAAUGAAUACAAUGGGAACACCCGAUUGCCCGACAAAUGUAUCUGCAACAUCAAAGUGACUGCUUUCAUAGCAGAGGAAAACUAUCACAUAGAAGUUGAAUCACAGGGGCAAAGUGUGGGCAACACAACAGUACGUGUUUUCUCUACUGUUAAACCGAAACCUCCAUCAGACUUAUGGGUGAACCUGACAGACCCAGAAAAUGGGGUCGCACAUUGGAAAAGCAAUUAUGAAUCCUCCUUCAUUGCAGGAAUGCUGUCCUUUCAUAUCCAGUUCAUCUCCAAGGAGGAUGACAAAACGGUAGAAGAACACUUCCUUUCACAAUUAGAACCUCAAUUCACGUUCAGUAAGAGACAGCUGAGGCGAGGCCAUGAGUACAGAGUGAGAGUACGAACAAGACACUCAAAAGGACAGCAAAGAAAGGAAAUCUGGAGCAAAUGGAGUCCGGAGUUUGUGUUCAGAAACGAUUAUGACCGAACCAUAAUGGACUUUAAGUGGGUCAUCAUCCCAGUCAUCUGUAUCCUUGUAAUAGUGCUCAGUGUAUUCUGUUACUUCUGCGUACUCAGAACCAAGGAAAAAUGGUGGAAUAACAUUCCAGAUCCUGCAAGGAGCAAACUAGCCGAGAGCCAACUGAUACCGAAAAAUCAUUUGAAACCAACUGGAAAGCCUAGUGCUGGAAAAUCAUGUAGCAAAUGUUUGGGCAAACUCGCCAAAGCCCUCAGUAAGUCCAAGUAUGAACAAGUCUCCAAGGAAUAUCCUGCCAAAGACAGUCUAAACUUCAUGGGAAACUUUAUUUUUGAACCCGAGAAAGUUGAUAUUGAAAGCUGCAUUCAUCUGUAUCCUAAAGAAGAUGAUAACUUACAUCAAGAGGACUCUCCUGAAGAUGAUGAAGACAUUCAUCUGAUGCCCACUGACUGGUCUAUUGGAAUGAUGUUUGAUGAUAUUUUAGGUAAGGUGGAAACACCAGAACCGGUUAAUGCGGACAAUGCAUUUGGAAGCUUUGGGACAUUAAUUCUAAGGGACAAUUUUCAGAAACAUCUGCCAAUUUCCAUGGUCUCCCAUGAAUCUGGAUAUCAAAGCUAUGAUUAUGAGGAUUCUCCAGGGAAUUCAAAAUCAUAUGGGCCAAAUCCCCCAUAUCUUGACCAAUCUUCUCUCGUUCAAGGUGAUUUUUUACCAUAUGCUCCAGUACCCAACAUUAAUGAGGGUGAAUCUCAAGUAGCUAAAGAUGCACUUGUGAAUUCUGGCUACAACAGCUUUGCUAGUGCUCUAGCCGAAGCGACAUCCAACAUUAUGGAAAGAGACAACAUAUCAGUGUUUUCCUUGGGCACGUUUUACCAACCUAAUUAUAGGCAUUCUUUGCAGAAUCCAAAAAGCAUUCUGUAUUACAACAAAACAUGUUUUCCAACUUACGAGGAUGACGUUCGACCUAUCAUAACUCCAACAUCUGAUUACAGAGUAAAGACAUGUCCCAUUUCUGUAUCUGAAGGACCUGGAUAUCAAAGCUUUAACCAAGCCAGUUCAACAAGGUGAUACGUCUAGUAUCGUCAGUACCACUUGCCUUGUUUUUGACUCUGGGUACAAGCCCUUUGAAAGCCUUACAAGAAUCUCUACCAGCAGUGUAGACAAUAUCAACGGUUUUUCAGAGCUUGACAAUCAGCGUCCUUUCGAAGACUCCUGUUAACAAUUAUGAGGACCUUCAACAAACUGGAAUGGUCAAUGGUGGGACAGAUGAGUGGACAGAUACUCAAAGUUCUGAACUCAACUUUUUUUCUAGGAAAUAUCCAUCCUAUUCUGAAACAUUAGGAGAUAAACAUACGGGUUCGGUAAGCCUAACUAUGGACAUUCAUUAUGGCAUCCACAGGGCAUUAAAGGAAGCUGAUGAACCUUUGGCUUUGACCUUCGACAUAAUUGAUAAUUUGAGGAAUUUUGCAAACAUGCCAGAAUCCAGCAUAUCCCUUGGCUUAGAGUUUUGUGGAUUCCCUACAAAUAUUACAUCCUUCCCGUGUUUACUGGAUGAGACACCAAUCAUUCAUGACCAUCUUCUGGAUAAGAACUGCCCUCGUACCGAGAAGGACUUCUCAAUGAAGUUUGAGAACAUGUCCUAUUUUCUCCCUCUUCAUCGUUUAAGGGCAGAAGAUUGCAGCCAAACAAAUAACCACUUACUGGUGCAGCAUAAUAAUAUGGACAACGAGGGUAAUUCAUAUAUGAAGAUAGCAUUGUGGUAGACGUAGAUCUAGCCGAUAUAAAAUAUAUGGACUAGGUUCUGUGUUUGUACGAGUCAGAAAAUGAUGGGUGCUGCCUAUGACCAUUAAAUUGUAUCAGUCUUGAGCAUGGCAAGGUUUAGCCUGAACAGCAGUUUGCUAUGAUUGAAGGAAAGGGUGCAAACUUAAUGGUUACACACAGUAUUGUGGCACAGAGCUCAAUAACAUCACUUCCAUUUACUAUGUACAAGUAGCGAACUGUGAAGAAUUUCAUUUUUGGAUUGUCAAUGGGGGUGUUGCCAUGCCUCACACAAUACAAUGGCAUUCUAUAUAAUGUGAAGUAAAAACUCCACUUUUAAUGUUUUUUUAUGUACAUGUACAUGCUAAAAAUGCAUGAGUUAAAAGGGUUUAUCCCAUGAUUAAUAUAAAAAACUUAAAUCAGACAUCAUAUAGUACAUGACAACCUCUUCCUAACAAAGCUAGAACCAGCCCCGUACCUCACAUGGAAGCAGAGAACUCCACAUUUAUUGUUCAAAUAGAUUUUCUUCAGGUUGGCAGCUUGAGGGCGUGUACUUUCUGCUGAAGUUCUCUCCCUAUGACAGCUCAGGGGGAUGUGUCCUUUCUGGGGGCAGGGUGUCUUGUCUCUUGCAGCUCUUUCCCUGUAACUGUCUCAGCGACUUAAAUUAGAUACAGCUGGUGACAGUUGAAGAAUUAAACUGAGCAUGUGCGUCCCCCUUAGUGAGGAGGUCAGAGAAAUUAGGGAAAAGAGCAAACUGCAGGUAGCGCUAUACAUGCAGAUUUUAUAUGGAAUAAGUCAGUGGUUAUAUUAAAUUUUUUAUUACAUGCAAUUACAAAAGUAUUCAGAUCCAGGUGCUGGUUUGAAAAAUGUAGAAUGUUUUUGGUAGGACAGCACUUUUCAAAUUGUACAGUUGCUUAUAAAGACCUUUUUAUAUGAGCACUAUUAAAACACUAAAUAUGUGCCCCAGAAAACUGAUGCACAUUACACAUGAAACCUAACCCAGCACCUUGCUGGCAGAAAUCCCCCCUAUAUCAUUUAAAUUUAAUUUCUAUAUAUAACAGAGUAGCUGAGUCAUUCUUUAUUGCUUCUUGUAUUGAUAUUAAUGAAAACCCUAAGGCCCUCAAUGUGCCUAUAGUCAUGUGGGUGUCCCGUGUCCCUACCUCAUUGUAGGAGCAGACUAAUCCUAACAUGCACAGAAGGUAUAGGGGAAAGACUUAGGGAGUUGAUACUGGCAGACAUCGACAUAUGAGAUUUCUCUCCAUGGUAUUUGCAAUGGCUGUUUAUGGUACUAAUCUCUGGGUUUAUAGUUAUAGUAGGAAGAGCAGCUCUGGAGCAGAAACUGCUGCUCUAACAAGUGAAACACUAAGCAGAAUCAGAGAAGAGGGCCAGUUAUAAAAAAUAAUAAUGAAAUAUUACUACUGCACAAAGGUACCAAAAAUAUAGCACUGUGAAUAUCCCAGGAAUGGAGUAUCUAUACAAAAACAAAGCUUUUGUCUGUAACUUGUCAUAUUGGCCUGUCCUGUAACAUGUGGCUUUAUCUGAUAUAUAUGGUAAGGUAUACCUAAAUGGAGUCCUUGAGCAAUAAAGUUAUACCAUCACUA